GAGCGCCGUCACACAGUGAGAAGGCACGGACUGACAGUCUAUUAUGUCUGAAAAUGGUCCCUAUUUAGAAAGGCGAUUUCAGAACAGUACAUUUUUGACUGUGGGAUGUUUAUGGACGCGGAAUCCAAGGAGUUAUCUUUUUAUUCACGUGAAUGUAGGACGUGGCGUCUGCGAAUACUCUUAAGUAGCCUAGCUUAAAUUAGGUUAAAAGAAACGUGCAUUUUUUUUAUUUUUUUAUUUUUUGCUCAGACUUGCGAAGACAACAGCGGCAACCUGGACUACUCUAGUGAAACAGGAAUGAUUUAUCCUCCCGAAGGUUUAUUCUACAUCGAAAUGGACCAAGCACCUCCAGCUCUCCCUCCCAGGUCAACAAAGCCACCAUCUUCCACCAUGAACAACAACUGCCUUUCGCCUCCUGCGCAUUCGCUACAGGACGCUGAAUGGUACUGGGGUGACAUAACAAGGGAGGAGGUAAACGAGAAGCUCCGAGACACACCUGAUGGCUCCUUUCUGGUGCGCGAUGCAUCCACAAAGCUGCAGGGAGACUUUACGCUGACAUUAAGAAAAGACGGGCACAACAAGCUGAUCAAGAUUUACCACCGUGACGGGAAGUAUGGCUUCUCAGACCCUCUCACAUUCACGUCGGUGGUGGAGCUCAUUUGGUACUAUCAGCACCAUCCGUUGGUGGAAUAUAAUGCCUCACUGGAUCUGAUGCUUACCCAUCCUGUGUCCCGUUUCCAGCAGGUGAAAGAAGACAGUGUGGAUGUGACUGGAAGAAAGCUUAAGGAGGUCCACAGUCAGUACCAAGAGAAAUCAAAGGAGUUUGAUCGUCUCUACGAAGCCUUCACAAAGACCUCACAGGAGAUCCAGAUGAAGCGCACGGCAAUAGAGGCUUUUAAUGAGACUAUGAUGAUCUUUGAGGAGCAGUGUCGUGAGCAGGAGCGCUACGGAGAGGAGUUUGAGAGAAGCAGUCAUUUGGAGGGAAUUGACAAAGAUUUGGAGAGCUUUCUGAUACACUACGAGAAGCUGAAGUGCCGUCUCGCAGAGAUCUAUGACAGCAAAAUUCAUUUAGAGGAAGACUUGAGGACGCAGGUGGAGGAUUACAGAGAGACGGACAGGAAGAUUAACAACCUGCGGCCAGACCUCAUCCAGCUACGCAUCAUGAGAGACCAGUACCUCAACUGGCUUAAUCACAAAGGCGUACGGCAGAAACGCAUAAAUGAUUGGCUGGGGGUACAUAACGACAGCCUUGAUGAUACGUAUGUGCUAAAGGGAGAUGAGAAGAAUUUGCCACAUCAGGAUGAGACGAGCUGGUUUGUUGGUGAACUGAGUCGGACGCAGGCAGAGGAGAUGCUUCAAGGCAAAGCCCCUGGAACAUUUCUGAUCCGUGAGAGCAGCAAACAGGGAUGUUACGCCUGCUCCGUUGUCGUAAACGAAGAAGUCAAGCAUUGCAUGAUCUACAGCACACCGCACGGAUACGGCUUUGCCGAGCCCUAUGACAUCCACUGUUCACUGAAAGACCUUGUCCUGCACUAUCGCCUGCACUCAUUAGUGCAACACAAUGACGCCCUGGAUGUGCGGCUGUCACAUCCGGUGCACGCCAAAGCUGCAGCCACACCUUCACAACACGCAGAGGAACAACACAAACUGAUACAGACUCCAAAACACACGUCGGGGCUGGCCCCUGCCGCUCCGGAGAUGUAAUCCAGUGGAGACAGACAAAAGGACAUGUUUACUGCGAGAGACUGCAUCAGGGUGCAUUGUAUUUUAAAAAAAUAAAUAAAUAAAUUUUUUUUUUUUUUUUUUUUUUUUUUGCACUACAGUGAUUCCAUCGGUUUUAUGAAUGGGAUUUCACAGAAGUGGGACCGCAACUUGAAUGUCAGCUUGAAUUUUUUUUUUUUUUUUUUUUUUCUUCUUCAAAGAGACUGUUUUAAGCUUUCAGACUUUUUUUCUUUUUUCUUUUUUUUUGUACUUCAUUUAUUGCCAUUUGUUUAACACACCUUUUGGGUAGGGAUGCUGACCACCUGAGAUUUAAUCACUGAUGUCAGGUGCUGCACUUUUUCUUUUUAAGCCAAGAAUUCACAUUGCUAGAGAUGUUUCAAGUUAAACUGUUCAGUUUUUAAAAUUUGACCCAUGUGUUGGAGAUGUAUAUUGGAUUAUUACUACAAAGUGCUUUUGUGGGGGUGGGGUGGGGGAAUGGUGUAAACAUGCCGUUUCCUCCAGGUGGUUCGGAGGGCCAAGUACUUUUUUUGGGAUAAAAUGCCACAUGAAUUUGUGAAAUGUUGCGGUGCAUCUUGGCUACCCCUCUCCCCCACCCCACCCCACCCCACCCUUUUUUUUUUCUUUUUUUUUUUUAAAUAAACUGACAUUCAUAUACAGUGGACAAUUAUGUAGCAUUAACAUCCUGUAGAAUACCAUAGUAAAAGCAUAUACCCAUUGACCAAAACACUAAAUAUUGAGCAGAACUACAUCCCUGUUUAGUCCAGUAAUUGCAUUUGGGCAAGGGUAGGGCAGUUUAUGUACACCUGCUGAUGUGCUGAUCAAAACAUAAUCUGAAGUACUGUAUGUUAUAUUCUGUUACUCAAAGAAGUAUAAGCUUUUUGUAUUCUAUAUAUAUUUUUUCUAUAAACAUGCCACAAGAUGAAAGCUUGAAGAAAGUGCAAUCCAACAGUAUUUCUAUUGUUGCAAUGUAUGAUGACGGUGGUGGUGGUGAAGGUAUUGCUGUUGCAAGAGGUUGAAAUUUGCCACAAAAAUGCACUCUCUUUAGUGGCGCUGGUAUGAUGUGGCCUCCAAUGUUUGUGUGAACUGCCAGAGGUCCGGAAGUAUCCUGCCUCCAUUACUUGAACUGUGGCAUUGCUUGAGCUAUGAAUGUUUUUUCCAUGACAUGCAGCCUACAUAGCUUAAGAGGAAAGGAAUCCAUGUUGAACUUGGCACAUUUUUCGAGUUUGAGGACAAUAGACGCUCUGUACAGAGACACAAUUUAAAAAAAAAAAAAAAAAGUAUUUCUAAAGGUUGCUUUAUGGAAGUAGGUUGUUUAAGCCUCUUAAAAUAAUCGAACUCCACUGGGGGACUGAGGAAAUUCCUCAGGUGACGCUAAGCAAUGUGAGAUCCUGACCUUUUUCUUGCUGAAAGACAAUAAACUGAUGAUGGUUUUGUCAACUAA
This is a messenger RNA of Oreochromis aureus, 3163 nucleotides long. RefSeq names its product phosphatidylinositol 3-kinase regulatory subunit gamma-like. The record is from RefSeq and is a predicted model, not a curated record. Gene Ontology annotation, cellular component: phosphatidylinositol 3-kinase complex. The transcript has 10 exons. Lineage: Eukaryota; Metazoa; Chordata; Actinopteri; Cichliformes; Cichlidae. Bases 298 to 1704 code for a protein of 468 amino acids. Gene Ontology annotation, molecular function: 1-phosphatidylinositol-3-kinase regulator activity. Gene Ontology annotation, biological process: phosphatidylinositol phosphate biosynthetic process; insulin receptor signaling pathway.